Molecule: messenger RNA, 2798 nt
Organism: Amphimedon queenslandica
Lineage: Eukaryota; Metazoa; Porifera; Demospongiae; Haplosclerida; Niphatidae
Product: fibrillin-1-like
Exons: 20
Coding region: 1-2598 (865 amino acids)
Molecular function (GO): calcium ion binding
Source: RefSeq, a predicted model, not a curated record
AUGUCCUAUCUUGCUCUUCCAUGUCACUCACAGCUGACUAGUGAAUAUACUUACUAUGUUGUUUCCACAACAGGUUGGUCCGAUCAGCCCAGUCAGUUCCUGAUAGUCGGUUGCUCUGACAACAGCAGUUCACUGCAGGCCAGUCAUACAACUUUGUCCUCCAUUCCUUGCAAACCCUGUUUGUAUUUGAACUUUAUAUGGACCUCACUGGUACUAGAAUAUUGCACAGAUAUUGAUGAAUGUAACUUUGAAAGUAAUGGAUGUAGUCAAUUAUGCACUAACAGUCUGGGUAGCUACUCCUGUAGUUGUCAUACCGGAUUUGCUCUUUCUUCUGACAUGUUUAACUGCACAGAUAUUGAUGAGUGUGAGUAUGACAAUGGUGGCUGUUCCCAUUUAUGUGUUAAUACUUUUGGAAGUUAUCAGUGUCAAUGCUACAGUGGAUAUCAAUCUGAUGAUAAUAACUGUAUUGAAAUCAAUGAAUGCCUUGCUGAAAAUGGGGGUUGUGAGCAAGUAUGUACUAAUACAAAUGGAAGUUUUGAGUGUUCUUGUUAUUCUGGUUACUUUGGUAGUGUGUUUUGUUCAGAUAUUAAUGAGUGUGAUCUGAAUGCUUCUGGUUGUAAUCAAACUUGUAUUAAUACUGUUGGUAGCUACUACUGUGAUUGUGAAACAGGGUACUACUUGAAUAAUGACGGUCACACAUGCUUAGAUGUUGAUGAAUGCUCUACUGGCAUUGCUUAUUGUGAUCAGGUUUGUACAAAUGACCAUGGCUCAUUUCAUUGUGGAUGCAACAGUGGAUUUACAUUGAGUUCUAAUGGCAUUGUUUGCGAAGACAUUAAUGAAUGUAUAACAAAUGAUUCUAACUGUGAACAAACUUGCUUAAACACUAUUGGAUCAUAUUAUUGUCAGUGUGUUUCUGGAUUUAGACUGAACACUACAACAAAUGCUACUUGUUAUGAUAUUGAUGAAUGCAAUGAGGGAAUUUCUGGAUGUGAUGACAUUUGUAUAAAUUCCGUUGGUAGCUACUCGUGUAGCUGUCAUAAUGGAUAUAAAUUGAAUCCAGAUAAUCGCACUUGCAUUGAUAUUGAUGAAUGCACUGAUAACAAUGGUGGCUGUGCACAUAUUUGCCAGAAUACUAAUGGUAGCUAUGCAUGUUCGUGUCUUGCUGGAUUUAUUCUUAAUGACCAUGACUGUGUUGAUAUUAAUGAAUGCAGUGCUAAUAGUGGUUGUGCACACUUUUGCAACAACACCAUUGGUUCGUAUGUUUGCUCUUGUAACACUGGAUAUUAUCUAGAUAUUGAUGGACACAAUUGUUCAGAUAUUAAUGAAUGUACUGAUAAUAAUGGUGGCUGCUAUCACUCGUGUAUCAAUACUGUUGGUAGCUAUCAGUGUCAAUGCUAUGAUGGAUAUCAACUUGAUAAUAAUUCACCAAACUGUAUAGAUAUUGAUGAAUGUUCCAUCAGUAAUGGUGGAUGCCAACAAGAGUGUAAAAAUACGAAUGGAAGUUUUGUAUGUUCGUGCUAUCCUGGUUAUGUUGGCAGUGUUUCUUGUACAGACAUUAAUGAAUGUAUAACAAAUGAUAAUAACUGUGAACAGACAUGCUUAAACACUAUUGGAUCAUAUUAUUGUCAGUGUGAUUCUGGAUUUAAAUUGAAUGCUACAACAAAUGCUACUUGUUAUGAUAUUAAUGAAUGUGAAGAAGACAUUUCUGGAUGUGAUGACAUGUGUAUAAAUUCUAUUGGUAGCUACUCUUGCAGCUGUCAUAAUGGAUAUAAAUUGAACACUGAUAAUCACACAUGUAUUGAUAUUGAUGAGUGCACUGAUAACAAUGGAGGCUGUGCACACAUUUGCCGUAACACAGAUGGUAGUUAUGUAUGUUCAUGCAGGGUAGGGUAUUCAUUAACUAGCAACAAUCAAAGCUGUGCUGACAACAAUGAAUGUGAAUUUGAAAAUGGAGGUUGUAAUCAGACAUGCUCAAAUACAGAUGGUAGUUUUACGUGCUCUUGUUUAAGUGGCUACACUCUAGAAAAUGAUGUUCAAUGCAUAGAUUUUAAUGAGUGUUUGCAUAACGAAAUGUACAAAUGUAGUCAAAAUUGUGUAAAUACACAAGGUAGCUAUAGCUGUGUGUGCCUGCCUGGAUACUACUUGGGCAGUGAUAAUCAUACUUGUUUUGAUAUUGAUGAGUGUAGUCAAGCUAAUGGAGGUUGUGAUCAGAUUUGCAUCAAUAGAGAUGGCUCAUUUCGUUGUACAUGUCGUGAUGGCUAUGUGUUAAAUAAUGAUACACGUACAUUUACCUGCAAAAUGCAAGGGCUUGCAACUAUAAGCAAUGGAAAUAAUCAUUUAAACCUUGAAUCUGAUCAAACUUCUGCAUACAUUGGAAUUCCAGUUGCUAUUGUCGUAACAGCAGUUGUGAUCAUCAUUAUUGCUACUGCCUUAUUGAUUUUGAUUCUAAAAAGCAAAAAGAAGGCUCAAGAAUAUUCAGUGUCGAAUUUGGAAGAUCACGAACCAAGAUUUAAUCCCCUGUAUUUUUCAAGUGAAAAGGAAGAUCUAACGAUGGAUAAGGAAGCCAUUGAAAAUGAUAUCUAUGAAACUUGCACAUAGUAAAUUUAGGUCUAUCUUAUAUCAUGUAACUAAUAGUAUACUUUUGUAUUGAUUAUAGCUACGCUAUUAUAAUAAAUGUGUUGUCAUUAAAUUAAUGCUGUACUUUACAAACUGUAUUGCUUUAUUUUUGUUGUGGUAAAAGCAAUACAAUAGUAAAAUAAAGUUUACAGUUAGUUUAAUCAUUCAUAGAUAACCAGACU